CUCGCGGCCCGGGAUUCUCCAACCGCUCCUGACGUGGACAGCGGCUCUGGGACCCCGCGCGCAGCCUGCAGGCCGCGUCCCGCUCAACCCGGUGUUGGCUUCGGCCAUCGCUUGCGUGGCCGUAACGUUCGGGGGCGUCUCUCUCUGGUGGGUUGGGCUGUGGCUGCGCUGCUGGGGCGUAGGCGCUUCCCACAUAAGUAAACAGUGGCAGCCAUGUCAGAGUGGAUGUCUUACUACAAAAAUGAGGAGGAUGAGGAAGAGGAAGAAUAUCCUGAAGAAGUUGAAACUGGUGGGGAAUAUAAAUAUGCAGGUCGAGACAGCCUGAUUUUUUUAGUUGAUUCUUCCAAGGCCAUGUUUGAAUAUUAUGAUGAUGAUGAGUGGACUCCUUUUGAUAUGACAAUUCAGUGCAUCCGGAAUGUGUACACCAACAAGAUCAUUAGUAGUGACAGGGACCUCUUGAGUGUUGUGUUUUAUGGCACUGAGAAACACAAGAAUUCUGUGGAUUUCAAACAUGUGUAUGUUCUUCAGGAGCUGGACAAUCCAGGUGCCAAAAGAGUGCUAGAGUUGGAUAAGUACAAGGGAGAUCAGGGAAAAGCACUCUUUCGUGAGUCGUUUGGCCAUAAUCCUGACUACUCACUGGGCGAGGCACUCUGGGCCUGCUGUAAUCUCUUCAGUGAUGUCCAGUUCAAGAUGAGCCACAAGAGAAUCAUGCUGUUCACCAAUGAAGACAACCCUCAUGGACAUGACAGCACUAAAGCUAAACUGGCAAGGACCAAAGCUGCUGACCUUCGAGAGACAGGUAUCUUCCUUGACUUGAUGCACCUGAAGAAGCCUGGGGGGUUCGAUAUCUCCUUGUUCUACAGGGACAUCAUAAACACAGCAGAGGACGAAGACCUGGGGGUCCAUACUGAUGCCUCAAGCAGGCUGGAAGAUCUCAUGAAGAAAGUGCGAGCAAAGGAGACAAGGAAGCGUGCUUUGGCCAGGUUAAACUUCCAUCUGAGCAAAGACCUAUCCCUCGCUGUAGGUGUUUACAACCUGGUCCAGAAAGCUUUCAAACCAUCUCCAGUGAAACUUUAUCGGGAAACCAAUGAGCCUGUGAAAACAAAGACACGGACAUUUAAUCGAGAGACAGGCAGCUUGCUUCUACCUAGUGAUACCAAGAAGGCUCAGACCUAUGGGAACCGUCAGAUUGUACUGGAGAAAGAGGAGGUAGAAGAAGCGAAGAGAUUUGAUUCCCCAGGUUUGGUCCUGAUUGGCUUUAAACCACUGGUAUUGCUGAAACAGCACCAUUACAUCAAGCCCUCCCAGUUCAUCUAUCCUGAAGAGUCCUUCAUUAGUGGGAGUACAACUCUGUUUAAUGCCUUACUGACCAAGUGCCUAGACAAAGAGGUGAUGGCAUUGUGCAGGUACACCCCCAGCCGGAAUACUCCCCCCCGUUUUGUGGCCCUGGUCCCACAGGAAGAGGAGCUGGAUGAACAGAAAGUGCAGACAGCCCCUCCAGGUUUCCACCUCAUUUUCCUGCCUUAUGCAGAUGACAAACGGAAAAUUGACUUUACAGAAAAGGUCCCAGCCAAUGAUGAACAGGUGGACAAAAUGAAGGAAAUAAUCCAGAAACUCCGGUUCAAGUACAGGAACGACAGCUUUGAGAAUCCGGUUCUGCAGCAGCAUUUUAGGAACUUGGAGGCCUUGGCACUGGACUUGAUCGAGCCUGAACAAGCUGAGGAUCUGACACAGCCCAAGGUUGAGGCAAUGAACCACAGACUAGGUGAUCUGGUGGAGCAGUUUAAGCAGCUGGUUUACCCUCCUGACUACAAUCCUGAAGGGAAAGCUGUGAAGCGGAAACAAGGAGAAGGUGCUGGCCAAACAGAGAAGAAGCCCAAGAUGGAAGUCUCCAAGGAUGAGCUUAGGAGCCAUGUACAGAAGGGCACUCUGGGCAAAUUCACCGUGCCUGUUCUGAAAGAAGCAUGCAGGGUUUAUGGGCUGAAAGGCGGUGGGAAGAAGCAAGAACUUCUAGAUGCACUGACUGAAUAUUUCAGCAAGUUCUAACCAGGAACUGAGGACUUUGAUGACAAACGGGUGACUCCCUUCUGCUUAAAACUUUCAGUCUGCUCAUCUGGGUGUUGGGUCUGAGUUUAGUUUUGAUGCUGGUGGAAGGGCGGAGGUGGGGUGGACAGAAUCCCUUCACUACAUCAAACAAUGCAGACUCUAGUGGAAAGAAACUUAUUUCUUCCUUUUGGUGACAAUAGAUCCUCUUAGCAAUUGUGUCUUCUGCUGGUGGUAGCAGAUGGCAAAAUAAACCUCAUCCCAACUCUGGUCCUACAAUUCAGAUGAACACUGUUGUGCCUUGUUGGUGUCUGAAUAAAUGCAAGUUUGUUUUGGAACCCUUACUUCUUUGGAACAGCGGGAAUGGCAUAGAAGAGAUGCUGUCAUGUACAACAAAACUUGCUCAUUUUAAAUAAGUGGAAGAAUGUAUGGUGGUGGAUGAAAUAGUGCUACAUUGCUAUAAGACUUACUUCGCAAGUGUGUGUGCUCACAAGAACUAUAAAAGUGGCAUCUUACUGUACUGAUUAACACACUAAACUUACCAGAACGAAAAUCA
This is a messenger RNA of Gopherus flavomarginatus (Mexican gopher tortoise), 2599 nucleotides long. RefSeq names its product X-ray repair cross complementing 6 (gene XRCC6). The record is from RefSeq and is a predicted model, not a curated record. Gene Ontology annotation, molecular function: damaged DNA binding; DNA helicase activity; telomeric repeat DNA binding. Gene Ontology annotation, biological process: cellular response to gamma radiation; double-strand break repair via nonhomologous end joining; cellular response to X-ray. The transcript is spliced from 13 exons. The coding region runs from base 214 to 2046 and encodes 610 amino acids. Gene Ontology annotation, cellular component: Ku70:Ku80 complex; nucleus. Lineage: Eukaryota; Metazoa; Chordata; Testudines; Testudinidae.